This is a messenger RNA of Magallana angulata, 2031 nucleotides long. RefSeq lists its product as uncharacterized. Lineage: Eukaryota; Metazoa; Mollusca; Bivalvia; Ostreida; Ostreidae. Bases 688 to 1404 code for a protein of 238 amino acids. The transcript is spliced from 4 exons. The record is from RefSeq and is a predicted model, not a curated record.
UGCCACGAACCAUCAAGCUUUAUCCCUAAAAUUAAUUGAAACUACAUUUUUUGAAAAACCAAUUUUUACUCCAGUUGUGGGUCAAGUAAAACAAUGCUAAUAUAUCAGACCAUUUUUUUUUGCAAUAUUGCGCUCCAUUCCCAUGGUAACCAAUAGGGAAAAAAGGGGGGGUUGAAAUUUGGUGAAAUGUGAAAUUUUCUCAAAUUUAAGAUGUUGCAUAAUGAAAAGUAUGAAAAAAUCAAUAGAUAUACAACUGUUUGCCUUAAUUUAUUAAUUUUCACCAUUUUUCCCAUAUAUUUUUUAUUGACUAUCAGUUUCAAACGCUAUAAUAACGAAUUUUUUUAUCUCAAUUUUCCCAAAUUUCAAUGCUAUUUUUCUUAAAUCUGCAACAACAUAAUUGAUCAAACAGAAUAUAUCCAGAAAGUGCCACACCUAAACAAUAUAAAUCAAAAGAAAUAUUGAGAAGCCUUUGGACAGAGGCCACGGUGACAGUGAUUCUCUGCAUGGACUUUCUCAAUUUUUCUUCAAAAUUGUGCCAUAGAAUUAUCUCCCUUGAAUGAGCUCUUUAAUAGUAAGUGCACAAAAGGUAGUACAUGUCAACUUCCAGUAGCAGAAGACACUUGUCAACAAAUCAAUGAUAUGCAGUGUCUUCUUUGAUGUGGUUUUAGUGUUUUCAUGAUGGUAUAGAUGGAGUGCUCUUUUUCCCAGUAUUCAAGGAUUACUUGUAACACUAACUUUAACACCAAACCAUCAUCUCAGAUAUGUUCAUUCAAUUCUUGUCGUGACAACAUUGACGCACAUCUUUCAAAAAACAGAAUCAACCCAUCUUCACUUUGUAAUGAACAAGAACUUGUUAAAUUUCGUGCUGGACUUUUUGAACGUGAGACUGACCAAUUCACAAUUUGUCCAAACCACCGCUACUAUUUGGGGAAAGGAUGGAAGGCAUCAAAGCUGUGUAUGCUGAAGCCCCCACUUCAGACUUGUAAUGGAAAGAGAAAAAUAGAGAAAGCAACUGUUACAGUUCAGCAGUCAAGAUAUAUUCUUGAACAGUUUGGAAUUCUUAUUCCUGUAGGAGCAGGAGUCUGUCGAAAAUGUAGAAGUGACAUGGUACAUGCCAUCCUGGACAAAGAUAAUCCUACAGAAAGCCUACAUGCACCUGUAAAUACAUAUUCUGAAGAUACUACCAUUACUACUGUCUCAGAGGAGAGAGCAAGCCUAGACAAGAUACCCUGUGAUUUCCAACAUAACAAAGAUUGUGAAUAUGAGGAAGAAUAUGCUGCAAGCUGUAGCACACAGAUGUCAAAUGCUGAUUCUCAGGUAGUUUAUGGUUACCGAAUAGCCAGGACACUGACACCAGUGAACAUAUGGACAACCCAGACAUCCCUCAUCAUGAUAAUUCAAUGAAACGUAAAGCACUUGAUAAUUUUUUGCAAUCCUGUGGUCUUAGUCCUGUGAAGAAACAACUAAAAAUCAACUGGAAUCUAUCAUCAGAACGCACCCAAUACGACUAUUCAAUGAAGACCAAACAGAUAUUUGAACAGGUGGUUAAUGUUCUUGCACCAGGACAAGGAAGUCAUCUCCUUGAUUCAGUCAUGAAUUCAAAUCCUUCAACUUCAUCUGACAAAACGCUUGAAAUUUUAUCUACAGCCUAUGAUUUAUCAUCUGAUUGGGGAACACAGAGACAGAUUUUGUCAGUAUUUGCAAAUAACUUUACUUUCAAAGAAAUGAGUACUUGCAUUCCAAAUUUAACAAAAUAUAGAUAUACAGCUGCAAGAAAACAUGCUUCAGAAAAAGGACAAGGACAGCCUGUACAAAUUUUACCAUAUACCCGCGAAGGGUUGUCUGAACAUCAAAUCAAAUGUUUUAUUGAUUUUGUUAUGUCACCAAGCGUAAUGACUGAUUCACCAUUUCUGGAAACAAAAUUAAAACUAUCAAAUGGAGAACUGUAUCAAGUACCUCAAAUAAUUUUGAAUAGUGUCCGCUCUCGAGUUGUAGAACAGUACCAGACUUUUUGUAGGGAAUCCGGAAUAA